Messenger RNA from Sinocyclocheilus rhinocerous, 1226 nucleotides. RefSeq names its product TraB domain containing 2A (gene trabd2a). The record is from RefSeq and is a predicted model, not a curated record. Gene Ontology annotation, biological process: negative regulation of Wnt signaling pathway. The coding region runs from base 1 to 1008 and encodes 335 amino acids. Gene Ontology annotation, cellular component: membrane. Lineage: Eukaryota; Metazoa; Chordata; Actinopteri; Cypriniformes; Cyprinidae. The transcript is spliced from 7 exons. Gene Ontology annotation, molecular function: metalloendopeptidase activity.
AUGAACUACCUGUUCAACGCCAUCGCCGGGAACUGGGAGCGCAAGCGGCCCGUGUGGGUGAUGCUGAUGGUCAACUCUCUGACCGAGGCCGACAUCAAGACGCGCGGCGUUCCUGUGCUGGACCUGUACCUGGCGCAGGAGGCCCAGAGGAUGAGGAAGAGGACGGGAGCCGUGGAGAAGGUGGAGGAGCAGUGCCAUCCUCUGAACAGACUCAGCUUCUCUCAGGUGAUCUUCGCUCUGAAUCAGACGCUGCUGCAGCAGGAGAGUCUCCGCGCCGGGGGCCUGCAGGUGCCUUACACCACAGAGCACCUGAUUAAGCACUACAACUGUGGAGACCUCAACUCCAUCAUCUUCAACCACGACACCUCGCAGGUGCCGAGCUUCAAGAACGCGACGCUGCCGGCGAGCGAGCAGGUGACGGCGCAGGAGAUCGAGCGCUACUUCAGACAGGAGCUGAUCUACAAGCGUAACGAGCGCAUGGGCCGCCGCGUCAGAGCGCUGCUGGAGGAGCAGCCCGACAAGAGCUUCUUCUUCGCCUUCGGAGCAGGCCACUUUCUGGGAAACAACACUGUGAUUGACGUCCUGCGGAGUGAAGGUUAUGAGGUGGAGCACACGCCUGCUGGACAGACGCUACACAGCGGCAGAAGGUCCGGAGAGCUGGAGCCGUUCCUCCACGAGAGCCGAGAACUUCAGGAGGACGAGGAACCGCAUCUCCUGGAGCUCCUGGAGAAGGUGGAGCACAAGCUGAAGAAGAAGCGCCGCAACAAGCAGAAGAAGCAGCGCCAUCGUCAGUUCAACGACCUCUGGGUGCGGAUGGAGGAGAGUGUGACGGCUGAGGCUCCGCCUCCUGUCGUCCGCAUCAUCAACGGUUACAUCCCAGUCCAGACACACCCACAGGAGCACGGCAGAGCCAAUCAGCACAGGACGUUCUCAGGCUCCUCCUCCUGGAGCCCCGCCCUCACUGCGACGGCUCUGUGUGUUCAGAUCCUGCUGCUGCUGCUUUCAUGACGUCUGAUGAGCUGCAGGUUCGAGUUUAACCCUGAACCUCACAGACUCUGAGCCGCCGCCUGCUUCAUGCUGGACUAAUCAACCGCUUCACUUCAGCUCUUGAAGAAUCACUUCCUUGCAAAUCAGAUGUAUUAUAGAUGUAGAGUUUUGAAUAAAGCAUUUGUUUGUUCACUUAUUUUAUAAAUAUAUAAAGAAGAGUCAUUAUAUUUUUUAGACUA